Malaclemys terrapin pileata is the source of this 2952-nucleotide messenger RNA. RefSeq names its product far upstream element binding protein 1 (gene FUBP1). The transcript has 22 exons. Gene Ontology annotation, molecular function: mRNA binding. Lineage: Eukaryota; Metazoa; Chordata; Testudines; Emydidae. Bases 71 to 2128 code for a protein of 685 amino acids. The record is from RefSeq and is a predicted model, not a curated record. Gene Ontology annotation, biological process: regulation of DNA-templated transcription. Gene Ontology annotation, cellular component: nucleus; cytoplasm.
CCCGCCCGCCGCCAUUUUCUUUCUUUCUUGGCAGGCAGCGAGUAGGGCAGGAAGCGGCGGCGGAGCGGCUAUGGCGGAUUAUUCCACGGUGCCCCCUCCUGCUUCGGGCGCGCCCGGAGGAGGAGGAGGCGGAGGUGGGGGAGUCAACGAUGCCUUUAAAGACGCACUGCAGCGGGCUAGGCAGAUUGCAGCAAAAAUUGGAGGUGAUGGAGGGACAUCAAUGAAUUCAAAUGAUUACGGUUAUGGAGGACAAAAAAGACCUCUUGAAGAUGGAGAUGGCUCUUGGACAAGUCCGAGCAGUACAACACACUGGGAGGGAAUGCCCUCUCCUUUUAAAGAUCAACCAGAUGCUAAGAAAGUUGCUCCUCAGAAUGACUCUUUUGGAACCCAGCUACCCCCAAUGCAUCAGCAACAAAGGUCUGUAAUGACAGAGGAGUACAAAGUUCCAGAUGGAAUGGUUGGAUUCAUAAUUGGCAGAGGAGGAGAACAGAUUUCACGCAUACAGCAAGAAUCUGGAUGCAAAAUACAGAUUGCUCCUGAUAGCGGUGGCCUGCCUGAUAGAUCUUGCAUGUUAACUGGAACACCCGAGUCUGUUCAGUCUGCAAAGAGACUGCUUGACCAGAUAGUUGAAAAGGGAAGACCUACACCUGGCUUUCAUCAUGGUGAUGGACCAGGAAAUGCUGUCCAAGAAAUUAUGAUUCCAGCUAGUAAGGCAGGAUUAGUUAUUGGAAAAGGUGGAGAGACCAUUAAGCAACUUCAGGAACGAGCAGGAGUCAAAAUGGUCAUGAUUCAAGAUGGGCCACAGAACACUGGUGCAGACAAACCUCUUAGGAUUACAGGAGACCCUUACAAAGUUCAACAAGCCAAGGAAAUGGUGUUGGAGUUGAUUCGUGAUCAAGGCGGCUUUAGAGAGGCGCGCAAUGAAUAUGGGUCAAGAAUAGGAGGAAAUGAAGGGAUAGAUGUCCCAAUACCACGAUUUGCUGUUGGUAUUGUAAUUGGAAGAAAUGGAGAGAUGAUCAAAAAGAUACAGAAUGAUGCUGGUGUUAGAAUCCAGUUUAAGCCAGAUGAUGGAACAACUCCAGAUAGAAUAGCCCAAAUUACAGGACCUCCAGACAGAUGUCAACAUGCUGCAGAAAUUAUUACAGACCUCCUUCGAAGUGUCCAGGCUGGUAAUCCUGGUGGUCCAGGACCUGGUGGUCGAGGAAGGGGUAGAGGCCAAGGCAACUGGAACAUGGGGCCUCCUGGUGGAUUACAGGAAUUUAAUUUUAUUGUACCCACUGGAAAAACUGGAUUAAUCAUUGGAAAAGGUGGUGAAACUAUCAAAAGCAUAAGUCAGCAAUCUGGGGCUAGAAUAGAACUUCAGAGAAAUCCUCCACCAAAUGCAGAUCCUAACAUGAAGUUGUUUACUAUCCGCGGGACACCACAGCAAAUUGAUUAUGCUCGGCAACUUAUAGAAGAAAAGAUUGGAGGUCCAGUAAAUCCUUUGGGUCCACCUGUUCCUCAUGGGCCCCACGGUGUUGUUCCUGGCCCACAUGGACCUCCUGGCCCACCAGGUCCUGGCAAUCCUAUGGGGCCUUAUAAUCCUGCUCCUUAUAAUCCAGGGCCUCCUGGUCCAGCACCUCAUGGCCCUCCAGCCCCAUAUGCUCCACAAGGGUGGGGAAAUGCCUAUCCACACUGGCAGCCACCUAAUCCACCAGAUCCAGGUAAACCAGGAACAGAUCCCAAUUCAGCAGCGUGGGCAGCUUAUUAUGCUCACUAUUAUCAGCAGCAAGCACAGCCGCCACCUGCAGCCCCUCCUGGUGGACCACCUACAACCCAAACUAAUGGACAAGGAGAACAACCAAAUCCAGCACCAGCAGGGCAGGUUGAUUACACCAAAGCUUGGGAAGAGUACUACAAAAAAAUGGGUCAAGCAGUUCCAGCUCCAGCUGGGGCCCCACCAGGUCAGCCUGAUUAUAGUGCAGCAUGGGCUGAAUACUACAGACAGCAAGCAGCAUAUUAUGCCCAGACAAGUCCACAGGGAAUGCCACAGCAUCCUCCAGCACCACAGUGCCUUCCCAGACCUUCCACCUUAGGUUCUGCUGCAAAAAGCAACAGUGCUGAAGAUGCUGCAAGCACCAAAUCAUAGCUCAUAAAAUCAGGUCCUGAGAUAGUUACUACCAAUAAAGAGGAAUCCUUUGAGUGUAUGCCAUUGGUGAGCCGAUGAGCACGGACCAUAGAAGGGGUCCAUGUAGAAGGUAAAAUUGGCAAAACAACAGAUUUGAAAUGUAUCCCAUACAUAAUGGUGUAGGGUAUAAUUUUUCUGUCUGAUCACUUGUCAUUCUUUAAAGUGCUAUUUGCUUGACCAUAAAUGUUCAAUAAUCUGUUUAGUUUUUAAAACUAUGUGGCUAAUAUUAAACUAUAUAUUUUAAUUUAUAUUCUUCUAAGCAGUCAAGCUUAGAUAUAUUUACCUUCUGAAAUUAAUAGUUGCACUUAAUUCCCUCAAGCCACUUCAUUUUUGUUUACUUGUAGUUUGAUAUGUAACUCAUUUAUUUUUCACAAGAGAACUAGGUAUGUACCCCAAGUGGGUUUUAAAUCCUAAGAAUUUAUUGUCUGGGGUGGGAUUUCUAUUUCACUUCCUUAAACAUGCUGCUUUUUAUUUCACCGUUACAUGAAUAUUUUAAUAAUUAAAAUCUUAAGUUGAGUAAAUUUAAGAAGUGGGGGAAAAUAGAAAAGACAGGCCAGUUAUUUGGAUUGAUGAUAGGGUGUGAAAGUCAUAAUGGCUUCAGUUUAGUGUUUGUGGCAUAUUGAUUUUCAGCUCACUUAUUGCUGGACUUAUAGGCAUAUUUUAUGCUAAGUGUAGUGUUAUUAUUUAAAUCAGUCUCCAAACUAUUUCUUUUAGAGGACAGAAGAUAAUUAAAUUACUAGAAUCUUAUUUCUGAGCGAAGAUUGUUUUUGUGAUUUGGUAGAAAA